AUGAGACAAUUACCCUCAUCAAAAAAAUUAUUUAAUAAAAAAUAUUCCUCCCCAAUUAUCAUAACAACAAAAAUAUUAAAAAGAAUUUUAUUCAAACAAAUAAUGCCAUUACUAAUAAUUUUGCCCAUUAGGUGUUUUGCUCCAGUUAAAUUUAAUCAAAGAAUAUUUCUUUCAGUAAAAGCCAUUAAUUAUGUUGACCCAACCAAAAGUGGGUUUCGCAUAAUUUUGAGAGAUGAUUUCCUACGUGAUCAUAUGGCACCAACUUUAUUACCUACAUUAUACCUGACAGCAAUUCCUUUACGUCAAAAUGAUGGGUUUACUUCACAAACAAAAGUUUUAUAUCCAGAUUCUGUUAAUGAAGAUAAACAAGUUUCAAUAACCGAUUUACAAGAAUCUUCUUGGUAUUAUAUUUGUGUAGAAUGGGAAAAUAUGAACCGGCACAACGAAACUACAGGGACAGACUGUCGUUUAUUCAAAACUUUAGACAGAUUUGGAAGAGGAACAGAUUCUACCGUUAGCGAGAUUGAAGCGACAGAUUUUUCUUCUCAAAUGCUUCAGUUUCGAAUGAAGGCGGGUGCUGAAUUCCCUAUAAGAUUAACAGCAAGUCUUGAAGGUGGAAAGGCCCCAAUUCCCCCCUCACAAAUUUUUAUUUUGGGAGGAAAUAGUGGAGGGAUUUUGGAAUUGGUUUUUGCUUUUUUGAGACAACAAAUGGAUUAUGGGCAGCUUUGUAUUUUGGAAGAACCCUUAAUUGGAGGAUAUUCGGCUUUGGGAAGACAAAUAUCUGGCGUUAAUAUAAGAAAAUGCCAUUUUAACAAUUUAACAACAACAGACUAUGAACUUUCAAUUCUCGAUUCUGCAGAAGCCAGUCCUUAUAUUCGCUCAUCCGGCACAAAAUGCCAAAAUUCAAAUAAAAUUAUUAUGAUUUCAUUAAUGGCUUUGCUGGCUUUUUGGAAAAUGUCAGAAUUAUUGGGAAGGAGGAGAAUUAAAUAA
Messenger RNA from Meloidogyne enterolobii, 990 nucleotides. The record is from the annotation of a GenBank genome assembly. Lineage: Eukaryota; Metazoa; Nematoda; Chromadorea; Rhabditida; Meloidogynidae.